AUAGGUCAUAAUAAACACUUCUAUAAUAAGAUCAACGCCAACAAGGUGGUUCCAACAUUCAACUAUGUCGCCAAACUUCACCUCUAGCUUUGCGCUCUAUCCUUCCCCUUGUCCAAGCUUGCCCUUAUCACCCAGCCUUCAAUGUUUCUAUAAACCAAAAAGAAAACAAUCCGUAUCAUCUAUCCGAGCUGGUCCAGAAGUAAGUCAUAAUCAAAUUGCCAAGCCUCAAAUUGCUCGGCCCACGGCAAACUAUCACCCAAACAUUUGGGGAGAUCGGUUCAUCAACUAUGAGUAUUCCGAUGACAAUAUAACUCAUGCCCAGAAGCAGGUUGACGAACUGAAAGAAAUAGUGAGGAGGGAAGUGUUCACAAAUCUUAAAGCUGGAGGUGAUGGUUUUGCACAUCAGCUCAAGUUAAUUGAAGCAAUCCAGCGUCUUGGCGUGGCAUACCAUUUUGAAAGAGAGAUCGAAGAAGCACUGGAACGCAUACAUGGUACAACCUAUCAUGACAAUUAUGAUGGCGAUCUGCACAGUGUCGCUCUUGGCUUUCGGCUACUAAGGCAGCAUGGAUAUAAUGUUUCAAGUGAUAUAUUCAAUCAGUUCAAAGAUGCAAAUGGUAACUUCAAGGAAAGCUUGACUGCCAAUGUGUCAGGUAUGCUAAGCUUGUAUGAAGCAACACAUCUAAGGGUGCAUGGAGAAGAUAUACUAGAAGAGGCUCUUGUUUUCACCACCGCUCACCUUGAGUCCAAAAUAACCCAUGUAAGGUAUUCACUGGCAGCACAAAUAAGUCAAGCCUUGGAGAGACCUCUGCUAAAAUGUCUAGAGAGGUUAGGUGCCAGGAAUUACUUGUCAAUCUACCAAGACGAAGCUUCACAUAAUGAAACUCUACUAAAACUUGCAAAGUUAGAUUUCAAUCUUGUUCAGUCUUUGCACAAAAAGGAGCUCAGUGAGAUUACUAGGUGGUGGAAAGAAGUGGACUUUGAAAGGAAGCUGCCGUUUGGAAGAGACAGGAUAGUGGAAUUGUACUUUUGGGCAAUGGCAGUAUAUUUUGAACCUCACUACUCUGCCGCAAGAAUAAUUGUAAGCAAAAUCAUUGCCGUGGGAACAGUGAUGGAUGAUAUAUACGAUGCAUAUGGUACCUUCGAAGAACUCGAGAUCUUUACAGAAGCAAUUAGGAGGUGGGAUGUUAAUUGCAUGGAUGAACUGCCAGACUAUAUGCAAAUAUAUUAUCAAACACUUUUGAAUCUUUUCAAUGAAGUUGAGGAUGAGAUGGUGAAGCAAGGCAAUUCAUACCGAAUUUACCAUGCAAAAGAAGCUGCGAAAGCUUCAUGCCAAGCUUACUUUGCUGAGGCUAGAUGGUUACACGAAGGAUGCAUCCCAAGCAUGGAGGAGUAUAUGCAUGUUGCAACAACUACUGUUGGUAACCACUUACUUGCAACCAUGUCUUUACUUGGGAUGGGAGAUGUUGUAACGAAGGAGGUAUUUGAGUGGUUGUUCAGUAACCCUAAAAUUCUUAGAGCUUCCAAUAUCAUGUUUAGGCUCAUGGAUGACAUUGCUGGGUCCAAGUUUGAGAAAGAGAGAGGGCAUGUUGCUUCUAGUAUUGAUUGCUACAUGAAGCAAUAUGGGGUCUCAGAGGAAGAGACACUUGAUGUUUUCAACAAACAAGUUGUGGAUUUGUGGAAGGAUAUAAACGAGGAGCUCCUUAUAAAGCCAACUGCUGUGCCAAGGCCUGUCCUCAUGUGCGUUCUCAAUUUAACAAGAGUUGUGGAUCUGCUUUACAAAAGGGGAGAUGACUUCACACAUGUUGGAAAACUCAUGAAAGAUAUUGUUACUUCCCUUUAUAUUGAUCCUGUGCCACUUUAAGUUGGGUUCAUUAUUAUCUUUGUAACUUAUUCCUACUCCAAUAAUCAAAGAAAAUAAUUAUCAAAUUUUAUGACGUUCAUAAAAAAUUAACAUAAUUUUUU
This is a messenger RNA of Prunus persica (peach), 1962 nucleotides long. Its product is annotated as (-)-alpha-pinene synthase-like. The record is from RefSeq and is a predicted model, not a curated record. The transcript has 7 exons. Gene Ontology annotation, molecular function: terpene synthase activity; magnesium ion binding. The coding region runs from base 65 to 1861 and encodes 598 amino acids. Gene Ontology annotation, biological process: diterpenoid biosynthetic process. NCBI's taxonomy places the organism in Eukaryota, Viridiplantae, Streptophyta, Magnoliopsida, Rosales, Rosaceae.